This is a messenger RNA of Vanessa atalanta (red admiral), 1276 nucleotides long. RefSeq lists its product as uncharacterized. The record is from RefSeq and is a predicted model, not a curated record. NCBI's taxonomy places the organism in Eukaryota, Metazoa, Arthropoda, Insecta, Lepidoptera, Nymphalidae. The coding region runs from base 48 to 1082 and encodes 344 amino acids. The transcript has 2 exons.
UAACCAAGUAUCAUUCCUUGAAGUUAGUCAGCGAAGAUUUUGAAACAAUGUUCAAAUUAGUGACUCUGUUAGUUUUGGCGACAAUCGUCGCUGAUACAUACGGUCAGCGUUUUAUUCAUCCAACGUACAGACCACCACCAACAAGAAGACCAAUCCUUCGCACAGUUCGAGACACGGGAGAUCAACAGCCAUUAUGGUUGUAUCAGGGCGACGUGCCCCGAGCACCAGCGACUGGCGACCACCCUGUUUUACCAACUUAUAUAGACGAUGUUAAGCUGGACCCGAACAGGAGAUAUGCUCGCAGCGUAGACUCGCCGAGUGCUAGAAGAUCGGGUGGAAGUCAUAAAACGUCUAGUAGCAGCCGAGAUACUGGUGCAACGCAUCCAGGAUAUAAUCGUCGUAACGCAAGGAGCAUCAGGAAUAAUUUUAUGCCACGCCCUUCAAUGCCUCGACCGACUGGUCCACACAACCCAUUCCCUCGUCCGGGAGGACCAAGACAGACUUAUCCUAUCUACGCCAACAGAGGUGGACGACGUGAUGUGAAUUUUCCUGAAUUAAAAAAGCCGACUCACCAUGAUGUUGUCAUUCCAAACUGGAAUCCAAACGUAAAAACCCAGCCAUGGCAAGUUAUACGGGUAAAAGCUCGCAAUAAGAGAAGCUUCGAAGCUUUGUCUAGCCAGGAAAACGUAUAUCGAAGCCCUAGAAGCGUAGAGGCACUAUCUAGUCAGGAAACUGUUCUUCGAAGUCCUAGAAGCGUUGCAGAAAUGUCAAGUCAACAAGUCGAGGCACUAUCUAGUCAGGAAACUGUUCUUCGAAGUCCUAGAAGCGUUGCAGAAAUGUCAAGUCAACAAGUCGAGGAAUUAUCUAGUCAGGAAACUGUUCUUCGAAGUCCUAGAAGCGUAGCAGAAAUGUCAAGUCAACAAGUUGAGGCACUAUCUAGUCAGGAAACUGUUCUUCGAAAUCCUAGAAGCGUUGCAGAAAUGUUAAGUCAACAAGUCGAGGCUCUAUCUAGUCAUGAAAGUGUUCUUCGGAGUCCUAGAAGCGUUGAAGAACCUCAAAAGGGUAUGUUUCGCUUUGGCUAGGAGAAACGACAAAAGGUCUAACCAAUCAGUGGUUUAGCCAGUGUUGAAAGUAAUAUAUACCCCAGUGUCGGCAAAACUUAUCAUUAAAAAUAUAUUUAUGCAAGUGAGAUUUGAGGACAAUUUCCAACAGUAGUGACUUGCUAAACUCAUUGUAAUUAACAUUAUAUAAUUAAAUUAAAAUAUUAUUUUCAAUA